Tachysurus vachellii is the source of this 2572-nucleotide messenger RNA. RefSeq names its product class I histocompatibility antigen, F10 alpha chain-like. Gene Ontology annotation, biological process: immune response. Gene Ontology annotation, cellular component: external side of plasma membrane. NCBI's taxonomy places the organism in Eukaryota, Metazoa, Chordata, Actinopteri, Siluriformes, Bagridae. The transcript is spliced from 11 exons. The record is from RefSeq and is a predicted model, not a curated record. Bases 42 to 1358 code for a protein of 438 amino acids.
CAGACUCCUGUGACUGAGGGAUCGGUCUUGAGCUCAACACCAUGGGGAGGAUCACGGUUCUGUUUUCAGCUUCAGUGCUCUUCUGUGCCUUUGUGCCAGCUUUCAGUGAUGAACACUCACUGUUUUACACCUACACGGCUCUGUCUAAACCUCUCCAGCUGCCUGGAAUCUAUGAGUUCACCGCACUGGGCAUGCUCGAUGACCGAGAACUCGACUACUACAACAGUAAGACUCAGGUUAAGGUUCCUAAACAGGACUGGAUGAAGGAGAAGAUGGAAAAGGAUUACUGGGAUAAAGGAACUCAGUCCCGUAAGAGCAAAGAGCAGUGGUUUAAGGUCAACGUGGACAUCCUGAUGGAGCGAAUGAGACACAAUAAGUCUGACCUUCAUGUUCUUCAGUGGAGACAUGGCUGUGUGAUUGAAGGUGAAAAUGGAAAUAGUAAAUUUGUGAAAGGAAUUGAUGAGUACAGCUACGACGGCUCUGAGUUCCUCUCCUUUGAUGAUAAAAACUCGAGGUGGAUCGCUCCAGUUCAGGCUGCUGAGCCGACCAAAAGGAAAUGGGAUGAAGUGUCCAUCCUUAACACAUACACCAAGAGCUACCUGGAGAAAGAGUGUGUGGACUGGCUCACCAAGUUCAUGGACUAUGGACGAGAAGAAAUGAGAAAACAUUCUGAACCAGAUGUUCAUAUAUUUGCAAAGAAAUGUGUAAAAGACACUAAAAAGUUGACCCUGACCUGCCUGGCCACGGGGUUCUACCCUAAAGAUAUCCAGAUGUUUUUUAGGAAGGGCAGAACUAAUCUACCUGAUCACCUGGUAAAUAAAACAGAUGUGAGACCCAAUGGUGAUGGAACAUAUCAGCAGAGGAAGACUGUGGAUAUCUUGGUGGAGGAAAAAGAUUCUUAUGAUUGCUAUGUAAACCACAUCACCCUCAAACAACCAAUAAUCACUUCAAGAUCUGAUGAAAUCCCAUGCCUAGAUUGUACUGUACCAAAGAUUCAGGGUGUUAUCAUUGGGGGAGCGAUUGGAGCUGUGGUCACGCUGCUCGUGGUUGCAGUCGUUGUCUUCGUCCUUAAAAAGAUGGGAAUAAUCUCUUGUAAACGUAACAGCAGUUCCCCAGCAAACAACCCUGCCGAUGUGCCGCUUAUGGCGCCUGCUACAGCGCCUGCUACAGCGUCUGUUCCAGUGUCUGAUGACAUAUAUGUCAGUGUGAAAGAUGCUGACAAAAAGGAAUCUGACAACUCAAGUGACAGUGGAUGCAGCAGUGAUCGCUCAAGAGAGGGCAGCCAGGGGAAAAUUAAUGAAGAAAGCCCAAUGAUGCAAGGACCAAAUAAUCCUGAUGGAGAUGGACAGAAGGUGUAAACUUUACAUAAAUCCUGUGGAUAACGAGUUUGAUCUUGCUCAAGUGUGAUCAUAAUUGGAUUAUUUUCUUGACUUGGAAGUCGUUUAUUCAACCUUCCAUCUAACUGUCAAACCUUCAAACGUAAACAUCUACUAAUCUAUUACAAACUUGUAGAUCUUUGUCCCCUCAGCUCUGAUCAUUACUGAAGGUAUCAGUCAUUUUCCAGGCUCUUUACAAAAAAGCACUUUUUUCCAGCUUAAAUAACCACAGCCUGUAAUAAUAAGCACUUUUAAUGAAUUAAGCAAAACUGUUUUUAUGUAAAUAAGCUAAAAGCUGAUCUCUUUUUGAAUAUCCCAAUAACACUGGAUUUAUCAGCCUCAGGAGAAGAAAAAGAGGUCCCUCCUGAGUGCUGUAAGAAAAGUUACAAAUGUCAGAAUAAAUUGUAAUAAAACAUUCAGGUAGAGAAGAACAUGACACAUUUACGGCAUUUGACAGAUGCUGUCUUCCAGAACAGCAUAUGUUUUAUCUUAUUUUAUACAACCGAGUGUUAAGGGCCUUGCUCAGGGGCCCAGCGGGGUCUUAGUGGACCUGGGAUUUGAACUCAGGACCAUCUGAUUGGUCGCCCAACACCUUAAUCUCUGAGCUGCCACAUCCCCUGUAGUCAUUAAAUUAAUACAUUCAUUAAGCAUUAAUUGCAAGUUUGAGCCAUUGCUUAUGCUGUGAAAGCUUUAGAAAGGAGACGGAAGAAAAAGCAAGUCUGUGGGAUUGGAGUAAGUUCUAAUCAAACACAUUUUCACACACUCCUUGCCUGCUCGCUGUCUUCAUCCUCAUGGCUGAAGGUGAAAACGUAAUGAAUAGAAAAGACUUUGCUUUUUCUGUCCAAAUAAUCAGAGCUUCUAUUUCUGUAGUAAUGAAAUCAAAAUCUAUCUGAUUGCUCUAUUUUAAUCUAAUCUUGACUUUAUACUAGCAACUUGUGUGAGGUUGGUCCUUGGUAGGUGACUGCUGAGGUCUGAUGUUUACACUUCACUUUAUACUUUACUUCACUGUGUAAAUUCAUAAUUUCACUGAUUUAUAAUAAAAGUGAAAUGUUUUAUUUGUACUUGCUUUAGAUAAGUUUUAAGUUUGUUUUGGGACAGAAUACUUUAAGUAUCUAUAUAAUGAUAUUUUGGGUUUCUGAUGUGUAAAAUGUAGCUUUGGUGAAAUUAUUAUUAUUAAAAACUAUUUUUCUGAAAUA